AUGUCUUUUUCUCAAGUCUUGGUGAUCACGUUGUGCCUUGUAACUACGGGGGCACAUGCAAAACCACUAUCACCCCCUUCCAAGGUCUCUAGUCGCCAGAAUCCCUCUCCAUCAAGCUAUCCUCUUGACGACGCCUGCGGCAACGAGUGGAAGUACCUCAACUUCGAUAUCAACAAAGACGGGGACAGGGCCCAUUUGGAGCUUCUUCAUGACGUUAUUUGCUCUGGUGAGCUUCGCGGCAUUGCUGCAUGGGGCGCAUUCGCUGCCUCAGAAAGGCAAACGUCCAAAAAUGUCGUCUACGACCUCUUUUUUGAUACAGAGGAAGAUACCCCCGCAAAGGUCAACGACGUUUUAAUAACUAUCGCGGGAGAAGUCACUGAGGGCAGUAAUGCUGGGCCAAAAGUUGCCCAAAUGAUCAUUGAUAAUUCAGACUUUGGCAAAAGCAGUGAUAAUAGCUGCGAAAAUGAGGGGACUCUGGCUUACACCCAGAUCGAUGUGGACGGGGAUGGUCGCGAGAAGAUCCAUUUCUGCGAGAUUUCCUACGCUAAACCAAUCCACGCAGCUGAUAUUAAGUGCGAAAGCCUUGAUAAGUACCCUAGCACCAAGAUGGAUACUUUCUCUCGUGUUGCACUCCAUGAAACUCUGCACUAUAGUACGAUUGGGCCCAAGUCGAAGCUAGGAGAAGAGAUCGGCGACCAAUUCAACGAAGAUGGGCAACGCGCAUACGACCCAGAGCGUGCACAUGGUCUUCAGGAUCCCAAACAGGAUAAUCAACCAGGAAAGUCGGAGAACAACGCUGACAACUAUGCAUGGAUGUCCCUGGACGCUAUCAUCAGCAAUCGGUGCAACAUGGAAACAACAGACGGAGAGAAGCCUUGGCACAGUUUCUUCCCCGAUCCACCCCCAAAGUACGCUUGA
This is a messenger RNA of Fusarium pseudograminearum CS3096, 918 nucleotides long. RefSeq lists its product as uncharacterized. The transcript has 2 exons. The coding region runs from base 1 to 918 and encodes 305 amino acids. The record is from RefSeq and is a predicted model, not a curated record. NCBI's taxonomy places the organism in Eukaryota, Fungi, Ascomycota, Sordariomycetes, Hypocreales, Nectriaceae. Gene Ontology annotation, molecular function: metallopeptidase activity.